Molecule: messenger RNA, 2602 nt
Organism: Erigeron canadensis
Lineage: Eukaryota; Viridiplantae; Streptophyta; Magnoliopsida; Asterales; Asteraceae
Exons: 2
Coding region: 10-1941 (643 amino acids)
Source: RefSeq, a predicted model, not a curated record
GAUUUAUAAAUGGGUCAAGAUUUAAAACUGGAUUUUGAGAAGUAUUGUGUUGUAGAUGGAAGUCCUAACACUGUUCUUGUAUCGCCUCGACAUUCAAAUACCGAAAAGAAAAAGGUUAGAAAGAAACCCAAGUCACGAAAUGACGUAUGUUUGAUUCAAAAUAAGGAAUUUACAGAAAUUAGCUUCAAUCGUUAUCGUAGUGCAUCGUGUAAAGCUGUUCCAUCGAUUAGGUUAGAAGCCGAUGAAACACCGAGAAGGGGUUCUGUGUAUCAGAGCUCCAGAGAAUUAGGUAAAAUGAGUAGAAUCAAAGAGCAUGAAACUGAAGGUAGGAAAAAGAUUGCAGUUUCAAGAAGAAAUGCUGCUCCUUUUUCGUUUGAAAUAGUUGAUUCAUUGUGUAGUUCAGAUGAGGAUAAUAGUUCGUUAGGCUCAUUUACAAGUUCAUCUUUAGGUAUGUCUACUAGUUCAGUCAACAAAGAGAAUCUCUCAAAGAGAAUCCCUUUAAACAAAUCUCUAUCUGCUAAAUUAGCAAUGCCACAGUCUCCAACCAGAUCUGAUGAAUCCUCCAAAACUCGUUUUAGUCCUUUUAGAAAGAUGCUUGACCCCUUCACGAAGUCGAAGUCUCACAAAAGUCCUUUGGGUUCUGCAGUUGAAGAACCUAGUGAAGCAACAUCAUCAUUAAGGAAUAGUACAUUAAGAAAGUCCUUGCUUAAUGAUUUUUCCAACACGGAGGGUGAUUCUCAGUGUAUCAAGAAAGAUUCAUGUAGCUCAAUCACGUCGUCAUCUGCUACGCCAGCUCACUUAAGCGGCUCCCUUAAAAUGAGGAACAAAAAUGGGGUUCCUUAUUUUGAAUUCUCCGUAAAGAAUCCACAUGAUGUUUGGGUGGCAAAGAAAUGGAACACGGAAGAUGGUUUCAGCUGGAUAUAUACAUUUCACAUGGCUCAGAAUAAAAGAAAAAGCAAUGCUAGUGGACGUGGAUCCAAAGAUCAUAGAAGUAAAGAGUUCUUGAUGAUGGCCCAAAUGCAAGUUUCUUGUUAUCUAUGUACCGAAGUGUUAAAUGCAGGUGCUUUCAACAACUCUAUGCUUACUGAAUUUGUGUUGUAUGACCUGGCACGUCCAAGACAAACUGUUACACAACAACCUGAGGGCUUGAAUACAAAAGAAGAGUCAAAUGAGGUAAUUGAUCAAGCAAAACUCAACAUCCAGAGUAAUUUGCUGAGCUCAAAUCCAUGGCCUAUAGCAGAUUUACAUCCAGACCUUGAGUCUGCAGCCAUUGUCUUACAGUUUCCAUCCAGGAAGAGAGAGAGCGUAAGAUACAAGAGAGAUGAUACGCGAAAUGAUAAUUUGCUUAAUCUUUCUCGUAUGGAGUUAGAGGAAAGAAUAACCAACUCUUCUUGUUUAACCCCGGCAAAAGUUAGUGUCGUGAUCCCAUCAGGUACCCAUGGUUUGCCAAGUGAUGAAACUCACAGGGUCUCGCCAUUACUUGAACGGUGGAGAUUGGGUGGAGGUUGUGAUUGUGGAGGAUGGGAUAUGGGCUGCCCCCUUCUUGUUUAUGGCAAUCCAGAUACAAGAAAUGAAGUUUACAGAAACCAACCCGUGGAAAUUUUCUUAAAGGGAACUAGAGAAAACACACCGGAUUUGACCAUGAAGUUGACCGAGGAGGGACACUAUGCAGUUGAUUUCCAUGCGAAACUAAGCUCACUACAAGCUUUCUCCAUAUGUGUUGCUAUAUUGCACGGAAAAGAAGCCUCUAUCACCAAUAGUGAGGAUAUGAACAGACAGAUGAUGCAAUGUGAUUCAUUAAGAGUUUUCAUUGAAGAUGAAGUCAAACACUUGAUUGAGGCUGUGGCAGAAGGUGAGAAAAGAAAACCAAGUAAGAAUAUUAAUGAAAACCAACCUACCUUUGUAGUUAACCCACCGUUUUCUCCAAUGUCACGAGCAUGAACCUAAAAUUGGUGCUUGAAAAGGGUGAUCAAAAGUCCCAAUUUCAGUUCAUGGGAGAACUGGUUGGCCCGAAUGGAGCUAUUGACUUGUUGUAGCAAAUAGCCAUAGUUUUUGUGAAAAUGCAGAAGAGAAAAGUACACUUUGUGAUAUAAGGAGCAAUGUUUAUAAAAAAGGGCGAAAUUAAAUAUUAUUUAGUGUUCUUUUUAGCAUUUUCACAAGAAGUAUGGUUACUUUAUCACGAAAAGUCAAAUGAAGUGGUUCGAUAAGUCAAAUGAUCCUUCAUCGAGCGUCAAACCGAAGCUAUGGUUGUGCAAGAUCUGAGUUCCGUGUCAGCUCAUGACAUAAACUUUACAAGGUCAGUAACAGAGGAAUCAGAUCAUGGGAGGAAACAACAUUGUUUAUAUUAUUGGCAUUUUUGGAGAGGGGAAAUGUAGUCAUAAUUUUCUAUAGUAGAUUGUAGUGCAAUUUUUUCAGUUUUAGUUUAUGUAACUUGUAUAUUUAGGGACUAUUAGUGGUAUAGAUGAACUGGAAAUUAUUUCCAGAAAAAUGUCCUAUUUGCAUCCAGGUUUUAGACCACUCAUGGAGGAAUAUUUGUGUCUCUGGAAUGAUAAAUAAAAUCUUGGUCUGUUAUACAAACUGUGCAAGUUUUUUGUUGAACAAA